CUUCCUUCAUAUAUGUCCACACUAGUAGUUGACUUUCUUGCAGACACAUACGAUCUCCACUUAAUUAUAACACCACAUCAUGGCCGACAAUGGAGCAGCUGCCUCCUCCUCUUCGUCAUCAUCAUCCGGUAUGUACGAUGUUUUUCUGAGCUUUAGAGGCGAAGACACAAGAUACAUAUCCUCAGAUUCUCUCUACCGUAAACUCGCAGAAAACGGAAACCUCAAAGUGUUUAGAGAUUGUCCGGAUCUGAAACUAAGUGACCCAAUUAAAUCUACUCUUGUGGAAGCCAUUAAAAGAUCAAGGAUGUUCAUUGUUAUGAUGAGCCCAAACUAUGUGUCUUCCUCGUGGUGCCUCGUGGAGCUAGUGGAGAUACUCAAGUACUCCAACAAUGGAAGAAAUCGCCCCGUUUUUCCAGUUUUUUACCACGUGGAGCCUUCAGAAGUUAGAUAUCAGAAUAGCAUCAAAUCUAAGGAAGCCAUGAGAAAACAUGAAGAUACAUACGGCAAAGAGACUGUGGCAGCGUGGGAGUCGGCUCUAUCUACAAUUUGCGGGCUAUGCGGACAGCACAUUGUUGAGAAUAAGGGGUAUGAAACUGAGGUCAUUGACAAGAUUGCUGAACAAGUCUUUGCAAAAAAUCGAGAGAUCAAGCAACUAUUGAAUAGAUUUGAUUCUCAAUUUGAAGAAGUGGAAUCACUUUUGGACCUCAAAUCUCGUAAUACUCUUCGUAUGGUGGGUAUUUACGAAGAAGAUGCUGAAAUAGACAAAACAACAUUCACUUUGGAGCUAUACUAUAAGAUCAAACAUGAAUUCAAAGAGGCAAGUUUUCUUCUCGGUGUAAGUAAAACUUUAGAGGAAAGCGCUGAUGGCCUGAAAAAUCUCCAAAAGGCGAUUCUUUCUGAUAUGGGUGUAGAGGUAAGCACUGUGGAUUGCACAUCUACCGGAUCCUGGGAAAUCAAGCUGAGGUUGCGCCAUAAAAGAGUGCUUUUGGUUCUAAAUGAAGUUGAUAGUAAAAUGCAUUUAGAGUUGCUGGCAAGAAGGGGUGAUUUGUUUGGUCCUGGUAGUAGGAUCAUCAUAACAACAGAGGACAAAGAUCUCUUGGAUAAUUAUCCUGUGAUAGAUGGUGUUGAGACUAAGACAUAUUGCAUUCGUGAAUGUGAUGAAUUCGAAGGCAACAAAGACAGUAAUCAUAUUGUGAAGGAAGAAUAUGUAGUGGGAUUGAAGAAAGAUUUCAAUGAUGUGAUUAAGCAACUCAUGGAAGAAGAUUCCCCUGAUGGGAACAUUGUUUCCAUAGUUGGCAUGGGUGGGAUAGGGAAGACUACACUUGCUCGAAAGAUCUACAAUAGCGAUGAGGUCAAGAAGCUAUUCGCUUGCCGUGCAUGGGCAACUAUUUCCAAGGAUUGCAGAGAGGAGGAGGUUUUUAAAAGUCUUCUCAACUGUCUGAAGUCAUCCACUUCUAAACAUGAAUAUUCAAGUAGUGAAGAGGAGUUAAUGCAGAAGGUGAGGAAAUGUUUGACAGGGAAAAAGUACUUGAUAGUCCUUGAUGAUAUUUGGGACACUAAAGCAUGGGCCAGUCUAAAGGGUUGUUUCCCAGAAAACAACGAUGGUGGCAUGAUACUAAUAACAACCCGUAAUGAUCAGGUGGCCUACUCUUUAAGGUCAAAGGUUCCUCACCACAAGCUUCCCUUCAUGGAUAAAGAACAAAGUUGGAAACUGUUUUGCAAUGAGGUGUUUUGCAGAGAAAAGUGUCCUCCCAAGCUAGAACGAAUUGGUAGAUCAAUUGCCAACACUUGCAGCGGUUUACCACUGGCUAUCAAAAUCACAGCUGGGUUUGUAGCAAAAACGAAGAGAUCGGGGGAUGAAUGGAAAAGAAUCAAGAAACUACUCCCUCAUUUGCGUAUUGUUGAAGAGAAGGAAUGUAAGGAGAUGAAGGAGAGAUUGAAGCUUAGCUACGAUGAUCUUCCUGAGAACAUCAAGCCAUGCUUCCUAUAUCUUGGAGUUUUUCCCGAAGAUGAUCAGAUUUGUGUGCGAGACUUAAUCCGUCUAUGGAUAACAGAGGGCCUCAUAGAAGAGCCAAUCCAAAGUGGAAGAUCAAAAGCAACACCCACAGAACUUGAAGAUAUUGGUGAGCAAUACUUGACAGAGCUAGUGGGUCGUAACUUGGUACAAGUGUCUCAGAGAAGGAGUGAUGACAAAGGCGUGAAAACAUGUCAGAUCCACGACCUCAUCCGGGAACUUUGCAUAUCAGAGAGUAAUAAAAACCCUGAUAACAAUAAUAAUAAUGCUCCUAGGUUAUCCUUUCCCAAGGAUAUAGGAUCUUAUGCAUGUUUGGUAACAUGUAGUCAAUCAGGCACUUGUUCCUUGUUCGUGUAUGGAGAUGCAGAGGGGUGGUCACAUCAUAUUCCAAAAGACUACCGAGUUAUUGUGCUAUAUUUUAAAGGAUCGAAGAUGGAUAUAAUUAGUGGAAAGAAUGCUGGGUUUUUGAAGGGGUUGAAAAGCCUCAGGAUCUUGAGAGUGGAAUUUCCUGACCCAUACCGGUUCUAUCCGCUUCAUCGUAUGCACAUAUUACAUAUACUAGAACAUUCUGCAGAGGACAUAAAUAUUGAGGGGUUAAAGCAACUAAGACAUCUCCGCAGUAGAUAUGCAGUGCACUUAUUAGUUGAUGAAGAAGGGGUAAAAGAAAAAAUGCAGAAUCUCCAAACCCUAUGUUAUGUGCAUCUCGAUUCACGACUAGAGUUCUUACUCGACAAUGGCUACUUUCCCAACUUGAGAACACUGGGUUUACAUUCAGCAGAAAGAAAGUUAAGUUGCUUACGCCGCUUGAGCAAUCUACGUGAAUUAAAACUUGAGCAUAUGACCUCUAAAUAUGUUCCAUUAGAUAAAAAUGUAUUUCCGUCAAAUCUUACCAAGAUUACCUUGUCAUGGUAUGUGGGUUUUAGCACCAAAGCCAUGAAUGCUUUGGGACAAAUCCCCACCCUUCAAAUUUUGAAAUUAUAUGAAGUACAAUGUAUGGAAGGAAUCCUUAAUUGUGGUACUGAGAGGAGCUUUCCGCGGCUUCAAGUGUUUAUCAUGAAAAAGGUGCAGGUCAAAGGUCUUACAUUAGAAGGAGGUGCAAUGCCUUGCCUGCAACGUGCAGUCUUCCAUGAGUGCCCUGGCUUGAAGUUGGAGUACCUUCCUGAACAAAUGCGUUCCUCGGGUUGCAACUUGGAGUUUUCAGAACAUGUUGAGCAACGGCGUUCUUGGGUUGUAAAAACUUGGAGUUUUCAGAACAUGAACAAGAAUAAGAAAGUGAUGAUGAUACCGAUAAUGAUGAUGAUGAUGAUGAUGAUACCGAUGAUGAUGAAGAUGAUGAUGAUUGAUUGAUUGAUAUUGAUUAAUUGAUUUCUGUGAGGCAUUAAUGUUCACGUCGUCAUCAUUGCUUCUUUCCCAAAAGCAGAUUCAGCAUCACUCCAUCAUAUAUCUAUCAAAGUGCAUCUAUGCAAAAGCUGGGGAGAUUCAGAAAUUGAAACACCUUGGCAGUAUUAUCAAAGUGCAUUUAUUAGCAGAAGGUGAAGGAGAAACAGACACAAGAAGAAGAAUGAAGAAUCUCUUUGUGGUGUUUGCUAAUAAGUAUCUUAAGGCAUAUUCAUGUUAUUUUUUAUUUUUUAUUUUUUAUAUUUUGUACUCAACACAAGUUUCUGAAGCAAACGGGAUUGUAAUAUAAAUAUAAUUAGAUUAUAAAUUCUUG
Molecule: messenger RNA, 3725 nt
Organism: Arachis ipaensis
Lineage: Eukaryota; Viridiplantae; Streptophyta; Magnoliopsida; Fabales; Fabaceae
Product: disease resistance protein RPP13-like
Biological process (GO): signal transduction; defense response
Molecular function (GO): ADP binding
Source: RefSeq, a predicted model, not a curated record